AUGUCACAGAAACCCGAAAAUCUUCUUACCGAAAUCGACGCCACCAAUGAACAAUUGGCGCAUUUACGAUUUUCACGCGAGCGAUUACAACAGCGGGCGUACCGGCACAACAAUCAAUCUUCUGCUCAGACUCAAGCAACCUCCCCAGCAAUAACUCCACAAGCACAACUAGCAGUUAACGAAACAGUCGAACAACAGCCGACUCCAAUCUUUAGUCAGUUUCCAUAUCCAAGCUUGCAGAAUUCCGACGUAAAUCCAUUAAAACUGCCGCAAUUUUUGGGCAACUUAAAGGACUGGCCAGCCUAUUGGAGUACCUUCCAGGAACUAAUUCACAGCACUACGAUGUUUGAUAUCAGGAAGCUAUGCUAUUUCUGUGAGACCUUAUCAGGUCCCCCUAACAUUCUGGUUUCCAAUUUCGCUAAACGACCUGAGAAUUACAUAGCGGCUAUCAAAUUAUUGAACAAUACAUACGAGCACGAACAUGUCAUCCGAGCCCUCCUGCACCGGGACCUUCAAACUAUCUCCCCGAUUACAUACGAAAACGACUUGCCGCAAUUAUUGUGCACGUUGGAAUCAGUUUUUCGCAAACUAAUAACACUGGGGAACGGUAUAAAUCAUUCCAAUAUUGUAGCAGCAAUCAAGGCGAAGCUGCCUUUUAGAACCUUACAACAAAGGUGCAGAGCAAAGCGACAAAACCCGCAGUGGUCUUUCUCUCACCUUUGCCAACUCAUCAAGGAAACCGUUGCGGAUAGACACCAAGCACGAGCAAUAACUACCUUGGUUACUAUAUAUAAAGCUUUUUCCGGAACACGCAAUUUGGUAGCGACAACCGCUAGACCGCCACAACAGAAGACGACAAAACCUUCUCUCAAACAAGUUCCGACUACUAAGUGUGCAUUUUGUGAAGGUCGUCACUACAACGAUCAGUGUCCGGUAUAUAAGUCUACCGAUGAGCGGCACACACGUGCCACUCAGAAGCGACUCUGCAUUCACUGCUUGAGACCAGGCCACUUUACUAAAACCUGCAAAUCUCGACUUAAACGUGCUUUAACUGCAAAGGUAAUCAUCCCGCAGUAUUAUGUACUAAGAAGACUACGGCGACUCCGGCGACAUCAGUAA
Messenger RNA from Enterobius vermicularis (human pinworm), 1119 nucleotides. The record is from the annotation of a GenBank genome assembly. NCBI's taxonomy places the organism in Eukaryota, Metazoa, Nematoda, Chromadorea, Rhabditida, Oxyuridae.